Molecule: messenger RNA, 883 nt
Organism: Linepithema humile (Argentine ant)
Lineage: Eukaryota; Metazoa; Arthropoda; Insecta; Hymenoptera; Formicidae
Source: RefSeq, a predicted model, not a curated record
UGACUGCAAUGCAAUUGUUUUUUUUCUACAAACACGACUGAAUAAACCUUAAGAUAGUCAUGUGUUUUCAUUCGGAUCCUCUAGAUCUUACGCAUGCACAUUUACGAAAAGUGACGAAAGGUUCUUGCUGCUUUGCUGAGAGAAAGUGUGUCUAGUGCGAAGUAACGUUCCGGUAAUCGUCUGAUUGAAUGGUUCGUCGAAAAACCUUCAAAACGGUGCAUCAUAGAAAACCGAGAAAAUGUUUAAAAAAUUUGAUGAAAAGGACAGUGUUUCUGGUGUUCAACAAUUAAAAUCAUCGGUGCAGAAAGGAAUUCGUUCGAAAAUUCUGGACCUAUAUCCUUAUUUGGAGAGCCAUAUAGAUGUUAUAAUACCAAAGAAAGACGCCUUUCGCAUUGUGAAAAUGGUGAGUUACUCUGUCCACGAUCACAUAGAGAUUAUAGUGAAUGCAGCGGGAGACCUGUUAUUUUUUCGCCAACGUGAGGGCCCUUGGAUACCUACUUUGAAAUUAUUACACAAGUAUCCAUUCUUCCUGCCAAUGCAGCAAGUUGACAAAGGUGCCAUCAGGUUUGUUCUUAGCGGUGCCAACAUAAUGUGCCCUGGUUUAACGUCAAAAGGUGCAAAAAUGAUGACGGUGGAGAAAGGAACUGUUGUCGCUGUAAUGGCAGAGGGCAAGCAACAUGCGUUAGCUGUUGGUGUUACAGCAUUAUCGACGGAAGACAUCAUUAAAGUGAACAAAGGAAUAGGCAUUGAAAACUGUCAUUAUUUGAAUGAUGGACUCUGGCAAAUGAAACCAGUAAAGUAGAGAUGGGCGAUUUUCAAAAAUCGAUUAAAAAAAAAAAAAUCAUAAGUUACAAUUAUAUUAAUAAAAAAAUCGAUAAAUCAA